UCCCCCUCUAUCCCCAAACCCUAGACGAAGCCACAUCCCUCUCUCUCUUUCUCUCUUUCUUCCCCUUUCCUCUGCGGCGCGAUCUAGGGUUUGGAUCGAGAACGGGGAGAGGAAGGGGGGUGGCGGGGCGCGGCAAUGGCGGAGCCGAAGAACCGGUGGACGUGGGAGGUGCCGGGAUUCGAGCCGAGGAGGUCGUACGAGCCGCAGGAAUCAUCGGUGGCGCACACGGUGGUGCGGCGCCUCUCCGUCUCGCCGUCGACGCUGCUCCCGCGCGCCGAGGCCCCGCCGCGGCCCUCCGUCGCGGCGAAGCUCCAGAGGUUGAAGGAGCAAGUGAAGCAUGCAAGGAAUGAUUACUUGGAGUUGAGGCAGGAAGCCACUGACCUUCGAGAGUAUUCUAGUGCAAAACUUGAUCGAGUUACUCGCUAUUUGGGUUUUCUUGCAGAUAGAGCACACAAACUAGACCAAGCUGCACUUGAAUCGGAGGCCAGAAUUACUCCAUUGAUCAAUGAGAAAAAAAGGCUCUUCAAUGAAUUAUUGACUUCGAAAGGCAAUGUAAAAGUAUAUUGUCGUACACGGCCGCUAUUUGAAGAAGAGGGCUCAUCCGUAGUAGAAUUUCCUGACGACUUUACUAUUCGUGUAAAUACUGGUGAUGACUCUUUGGCCAAUCCUAAGAAGGAUUACGAGUUUGAUAGGGUAUAUGGACCUCAUGUGGGGCAGGGGGAACUUUUUCGCGAUGUGCAACCAUUUAUACAGUCGGCCUUGGAUGGAUAUAACGUUUGUCUGUUUGCAUAUGGUCAAACCCAUUCUGGAAAGACACAUACAAUGGAAGGAUCUAUCCAUGAACGUGGCUUGUACCUGCGGAGCUUUGAGGAGCUCUUUGAUUUGUCCAAUUUAGAUACUACUUCGACAUCUCAGUAUAGUUUCUACGUUACUGCCUUUGAGCUAUACAAUGAUCAGGUUCAAGACUUGCUGUUAGAAUCUAGAAGUGCUAUGCCAAGAGUUCGUAUGGGUCCAGAAGAUUCCUUUGUGGAACUUGUGCAUGAAAGAGUUCAAAAUCCACUGGAUUUUUCUAAAGUAUUAAGCGCAGCACUUAAAAAACGAGGGACAGACUCUUCGAAGGCCAUUGUCUCUCACUUGAUUGUCACUAUCCAUAUACACUUUACCAACUGUAUCACCGGCGAUCGUAUAUACAGCAAACUCUCUCUUGUAGAUUUACCUGGAAGUGAGUGCCUGCUUGUAGAAGAUGCUAGCAGGGAUCAUGUAACAGACUUUCUGCAUGUGUCAAAAUCACUUUCGGCGUUGGGUGAUGUUCUGUCCUCUUUGACUUCCAAGAAAGAAAUUGUGCCAUACGAAAAUUCAAGAAUGACGCAAAUUCUCGCCGAUUCACUUGGCGGUGGCUCGAAGACAUUGUUGAUUGCUCAUUUAUGUCCAAAUGCUUUAAAUUUGCCGAGGACACUGUCCACCCUUAAUUUUUCUGCAAGGGCAAGAAAUACUGAACUAAGCCUUGGAAAUAGAGACACCAUUAAGAAAUGGAGAGAUGUAGCAAAUGAUUCACGAAAAGAACUGCAACAGAAGGAAAGGGAGGUUCAAGAUUUGAGGAAUGAAGUUUUACAGCUAAAGCUUGCUCUUGAUGGGGCCAAUGAUCAGUGUACUCUCUUGUUUAAUGAAGUUCAGAAGGCUUGGAAAGUUUCUUUCACACUUCAGGCAGAUCUGAAGUCGGAGAAUCUAAUGCUUGCAGAUAAACAAAAGGCCGAGAAGGAGCAGAAUAAUCAACUGAAAAAUCAAGUUGCUCAUCUUUUGCAACUUGAACAAGAGCAGAAAAUGCAGAUUCAUGAACGUGAUUUAACCAUUAAAUCACUGCAGGCUAAACUUAAGACCAUUGAAUCUCAGCUCAAUGAGGCCCUUAACUCUAGUGAUUCUAGAUCUACUCUUGGAUCCGAGUCUGGUUCUACUGGGGUUUUGUCAACUCCAAAGAUGGAGGCUAGUGUAGAUUCUUCAUCGGUAACCAAAAAGCUUGAGGAGGAACUCUCAAAGAGGGAUGCACUUAUUGAGAAAUUACAUGAAGAAAAUGAGAAGCUCUUUGACAGGCUUACAGAGAAGUCAGGAUUAGGAGGAUCGCCUCAGGUUUCAAGCCCUUCUACCAAAAGGACGGUCAACACUCAGAGUCGGGAUUUGAGCAGGAGCGACACAAGCAGAGGGCGGUCGCAAGAUGUCCUGCAAUUGCCGAGGACCCAGGAUAAAACUGUAACUACUGGAGCUCUUGUAAAAUCAAGCAAUGAGAUUGCAAAGACUACUCCUGCAGGAGAGUAUCUUACCACCGCACUGAUGGACUUUGAUCCGGAUCAAUUUGAAAGCUUUGCCGCAAUAGCUGAUGGUGCAAAUAAGCUUUUAAUGCUGGUUUUGGCUGCAGUUAUCAAAGCUGGUGCAGCACGAGAACAUGAAAUACUUGCCGAAAUCAGAGAUGCUGUUUUUGCCUUUAUUCGUAGGAUGGAACCAAGGAAGGUUAUGGAUACAAUGCUAGUUUCACGAGUCAGAAUUUUGUACAUAAGAUCUCUACUUGCUAGAUCGCCAGAGCUGCAAUCUAUUAAGGUUUCUCCAGUUGAACGCUUUCUAGAGAAAGCUAAUACUGGCCGUAGUAGAAGUUCCAGCAGAGGCAGCAGUCCUGGUCGAUCUCCUGUUUAUCAUGAUUCCAGUACAAGAAGUUCGUUGAUAGAUGAGCAUGUCCAUGGAUUUAAGGUCAAUAUUAAACAAGAAAAGAAAUCCAAGUUUUCUAAUAUUGUCUUGAAGCUUCGUGGGAUUGACCAGGAGACUUGGAGACAGCAUAUUACCGGCGGGAAGCUCAGGGAGAUAACAGAGGAAGCGAAAGCUUUUGCUAUUGGAAACAAGGCUCUUGCUGCUCUCUUUGUUCAUACACCAGCUGGUGAAUUGCAACGUCAAAUACGAUUGUGGCUUGCAGAAAAUUUUGAGUUCCUAUCUGUUACUGGUGGAGAUGCUCUAGGUGGAACUACUGGCCAACUUGAACUUCUGUCCACUGCAAUUAUGGAUGGAUGGAUGGCUGGUCUCGGUACUGCACAGCUUCCUUCAACUGAUGCUUUAGGGCAGCUUUUAUCAGAUUAUUCUAAGCGGGUGUACACGUCACAGUUGCAACACCUGAAGGAUAUAGCUGGUACAUUGGCAACUGAAGAGGCUGAUGACCUAGCUCAUGUUAAUAAGCUGCGCUCAGCCCUGGAGUCUGUUGACCACAAAAGGAGAAGGAUUCUGCAACAAAUGCGAAACGACACUGCCUUGUUAACAAAAGAAGAAGGUGGUUCACCAAUACAAAAUCCUUCUACAGCAGCUGAGGAUGCACGGCUAGCAUCUCUCAUAUCUUUAGAUGCCAUCUUAAAGCAAGUCAAGGAACUAAUGAGGCAAACCUCAGUGAGCUCUCUGACCAAAACCAAGAAGAAAGCGAUGCUGGCAUCACUGGAUGAACUUAUGGGACGAAUGCCUUCACUUCUGGACAUUGAUCAUCCAUGCGCUCAGAAAGAGAUUAUGGGAGCACGUAGAGCUGUAGAGUCUAUACCAGAAGUAGAAGGCCAAUUUGAUGAAGCACCUCGAGGUCUCAACUCUUAUUCAGAGUCAACAUCCACUGGGGAGAGCGAAGUUUCCCAGUGGAAUGUCCUCCAAUUCAACACAGGCUCCACAACCCCAUUCAUCAUAAAAUGUGGGGCGAACUCCAACUGCGAGCUGGUCAUCAAAGCCGAUGCGCGCGUCCAGGAGCCUAAAGGAGGCGAGAUUAUUAGGGUUUUGCCAAGACCUACGGUUCUCGCAGAUAUGGGCUUUGAGGAUAUCAAGCAAGCGUUCGAACAAUUGCCCGAGUCGGUUAGCUUGCUUGCUCUAGCACGGACGGCUGAUGGUACUAGAGCCAGGUAUUCUAGAUUGUAUAGGACUUUAGCUAGCAAAGUCCCAGCCCUAAAAGAUCUGGUAGCUGAGCUUGAGAAGGGUGGCAUGCUCAAAGAUGGGCGAUCAUAGAUCCUUGUGUUUUUGUACUAUGUAUUUAUAUCAUGUACAAUAUGUAUAUCAUUGCGUCCUGAAUUUACAGAAAAUUUCAGCGAAGACUCUUAGAGGGGUUCUUUUUGUUAA
Messenger RNA from Ananas comosus (pineapple), 4122 nucleotides. Its product is annotated as kinesin-like protein KIN-14L. Lineage: Eukaryota; Viridiplantae; Streptophyta; Magnoliopsida; Poales; Bromeliaceae. The transcript is spliced from 23 exons. Gene Ontology annotation, biological process: microtubule-based movement. The coding region runs from base 136 to 4011 and encodes 1291 amino acids. The record is from RefSeq and is a predicted model, not a curated record. Gene Ontology annotation, molecular function: microtubule motor activity; ATP binding; microtubule binding.